This is a messenger RNA of Triticum aestivum (bread wheat), 620 nucleotides long. RefSeq lists its product as uncharacterized. Lineage: Eukaryota; Viridiplantae; Streptophyta; Magnoliopsida; Poales; Poaceae. The record is from RefSeq and is a predicted model, not a curated record. The transcript is spliced from 3 exons. Bases 94 to 438 code for a protein of 114 amino acids.
CCCUCCCUCACUCCCCUUCGCUCUCUCCCGAGCGCAUCUGGCGCCACGCCGCUGUCGACCGCGAGGCUAGGAACCUCCCCGUGCCGCCUGGGGAUGGCCGGGGGGAUCGCCGCCUUCUUCUUCAUCUUCUCCGAUGCCCAGGGACAAGCCGGACUGCUCUGUAGCUCGCCAUCGUUGCCGUCUUCCCCUGCUUGCGCGCUCCUUUGCCCCGCCUCGUCCUCGAUGCUCCGGUCCAGCCUCGGCCUCCCCGACGUCGCCAUCGGCCUCGUUACCCUGAGACCGUUGCUGACACCCCGUGAUCGGCUACAUCGACGACGACCCCUCCUUGCCAGAGCAACAGUUGUUGGAGCCCAGGAGCUAGACACCACCGUUGACAACGACCCCUACUACAUCGAGGGUGCCUACUACUACGUGCAGGCCGACGACGACCAGGAGUAGUUUAGGAGGACCCCAGGCAGGAGGCAUGCUCCUCUUUCAAUCUGUAACCCAGUUUGUGCUAGCCAUCUUAUGACAACUUGUUUAACUUAUGUCUGUACUCCGAUAUUGUUGCUUCCGCUGACUCGUUUAUGUUCGAGCACUUGUAUUCGAACCCUCGAGGCCCCUGGCUGGUAAUAUGAUGC